Messenger RNA from Acaulospora colombiana, 1392 nucleotides. NCBI's taxonomy places the organism in Eukaryota, Fungi, Glomeromycota, Glomeromycetes, Diversisporales, Acaulosporaceae. The record is from the annotation of a GenBank genome assembly.
AUGCCUCAAGAAGUGGACAUGCUAUCCGGUGUUUAUCCUACCGACGGAGACGGUGAAACAACAGCGGUUCUGUUAAAUUGGUCGAGAUUAGAUAAUUUAAAGGUUAUAGUAAAGCAUCUCUGCCAAUACUCGAUGUUCAAGGAGAUCAUGAUAUGGAACAACAAUGGCGAAGUGCAUCUUUCUGAUCAGCUCCGAUACUACAACUCUCCGGAAAACAUGUACUUCAUCGCUAGAUAUAUUGCUUGCGCGAUGGCCACCACACCUUAUUGUUAUUUUCAAGACGAUGACUGGAUAAUUCGACAAGUGCGAUCCAUGUAUGCAAACUUUCUGCGUUUCCCGAAUUUGGUUCACAUCGACACAGAUGCCAACGUGUAUUCUUUAACGAAUUGGAAGUGGUGCUUUUUUGACGAUUCUAUUGAUCUGCACUCUUGCUUUUCCUGGGUUGGAACUGGUGCUUUCGCAACAAGGGAAAAUGUGAUUAAAUUUCUUAAAAUUGCUUCGGUCGCUGAAAUGGAUCCCAUCGAAUUUUCGUUUGGUGACAUGUAUUUCACAACAUUCAUGAAUCAAGUGCCCUAUCAGUUGGAAAAUGAACUGCAGGAAUUACCGCGAGGAAAUGCUUUUAGCGCUGACGAUGAAAGGAUUCGCAAUAAGCUUUACAUGCAUAAGGCCUUAUUACGCCUAUGUGAUCAUCUCUCCCGCAAAACGGGCGCAUUCGAGACCGGCGAACUUUAUCCCAACAUUUAUCAAAGGGACGUAAGAUCUCCCUGUGCUAACGACCGAUGCCUAUUUUUGACAAAUAAACGCACUUUUCCGGAUGUUCGAGUUUUCCGUUAUAGACCAUCGGUAAACAUCAGCGAGUCCGAGCGAAUACACGAAGAUUAUUAUAACACGGAUCAUUUCAUUAAGCAUCCGUAUUCCCAUGCUGUUGACGGCAAAGAUUGGACCGCCUGGAAAUCACAAGAAGCCAUUCGUAAAGAUGAUUACAUAGGCUUAGAUCUAUUGUUUCCAACUCCCCUUCCUCUCACCUUUAAACUCGUCAUCGACCACCAUAGAGAUUAUUUUUCCUCACUCGAAAUACACAUAUCCUUUGAUGGAAUAGAUUGGAUACCAUUGGUGCCUCUUCCAAAAAUAUCCAUCCGUCAACUUCCGCAAACCGGACUUGACGGAAAAACACACUUAUUAUUAUGUUCAUUUCAAAUUCGAGAAACUGGCAUCAGGUUUGUUAGAUUGACGAGCACUGACGAAUGGGAAUUUCCAUAUGGCGUAUACGAUUUCUCUUUUCAUGCUAGUACGGAGCUGAAUGACGAGGGUUUUCAAAGAAUGCUACACCUCGAGGUACCCCGACUAUCCACGAUUGAGGGAAAAAAGAUAGGCGAGUGUGGACAGCUCUAG